CGAGCCCUCACUUGGAGUUUAGAGUAGAGAACUGUCGGAGAACUGCGGGUGAAGCCAUGCAGGGGAGUGUUUAGGAUCGUCUACGCAGGAGCGCUGACAAAAUUGUUGAAAUAUCCACGGAUUUUCUUAUCCCCGCAUAAAACAGCAAUACUAGAGUGGGGUUAUGGUUGUCAAAAGAUUGAAGAAGCACGAGAGAAGAUACCGGACCUAAUGCAGGUUAAAACAGUUGGCUCAUGACCCCUUCAGUCACCAGCAACUCACAUGUCCUCCUGAAUUAUCUGUAUCUGGUUGCAUAACUGGGAUAACAGACCAGACGUCCUACAUGCAUAUUAACCAGGACUUACUGCAACCCUUGGCCAUCUUUUCCAGAAAGGGAUAUUAUACUGUACUGUCACUGCGGGACAUUUUUGUUUUUAGCCUCACACGACUGAUCAACACUCUUUCUCACGGCUCUCACUUGUGCCUCUGUAGCCGACAUAAGGCUUCAGCAGUGAUAGAGUGUUGGACCCCUUACUGUUUACUGGAAGCAGCUGGGAGUCCAUGGCUGGAAUUUGACUCAUUACACUAUUGAGUCUCUUUGUGAGACUUGAGUGAUAACCAGAGGAGAGGAGCGCUGUAGAAGAGUCCAUUUUCCUGCUUUUAUGGGUCCCAUGGAGGGGUUUCCUGUACACUGACCCUCCGCGCUGCCUCACCCGGACAGUUGUCAUGUCAGCUUGCAACACCUUCACCGAGCAUGUGUGGAAACCAGGAGAGUGUAAGAACUGCUUCAAGCCCAAGAGCCAGCACCACUUGGCAGAGGGUGGCCUGAAGAAGACUGGCCUUGAGGUACCCUCCCAGGAACAGAACCACCCCCCUACAGGAACUAGAUCCAACACCAACAGCUCCCAGAGAGGAGGAGGGGCCGGCAGCAGUGCGUCAGCCCGAUCCAGCCACUUUCGGCCUCCUGUAGCUAAGAAGCCCACAAUUGCUGUCAAGCCCACCAUGAUGCUGUCCUGUUCAUCGGCCGGCCUGGACAUGGAGGGCAACCUCCAACGGCCGCCCGAUGCUGGUGAACCUGGCAAAACCUCUGACUUCGCAGUCUGGACCCGAAAUGGGAUGAACCGCAAGAGGCCUGGCGGGCCUAACAACAAUGAAGGUGAGGAUGCUGGGGAUGAGAUAGAGGGUUACGGGCAGGGCAGUCGCCGUACCCCCACCGGUAAUGACAAUGGUUUAACGGACGUUCUCAAGGAAAUUGCUGGCCUAGGCUCUUGCCUUAACCCCAGCCCCUUAUCAGGCUCGAAGGACCUCUUUUUGGGACGAAUCAGCAGCUCUUUCCAGCGCUCUUUAGAAAGAGGCCUCCCCGCUUCUGGUUGCUUGGCAAUGGGGAGCAGCAGUGGAGGCGCCACCCAAAAACGUGUGUCUGUCAGCAACAGUAUGGAGGUAAUCAGCACCGAAGGGGGACGCUUCUGCUACCCUGAGUUCUCCAGCGAAGGAGAGGACGAUGACGAGGACGAAGAGCAUGAAGAGGAUGAAAGUGAUGGAAACGACGACAGUGAACACGAGAGCUGGGAUGAGAGUGACGAGGAGCUUCUGGCCAUGGAGAUCCGUAUGCGGGGUCAGCCUCGCUUCGCCAACUUCCGAGCUGCCACGCUGUCCCCGGUUCCCUUUGCCCAGGGGAAGAAGUGGAACACUGUACCUUUACGCAACCGUUCACUCCAGAGAAUCUGCGCUGUGGACUAUGAUGAUAGUUACGAUGAAAUCCUCAAUGGAUACCCUUCCAUAGACUCCAACGGAGGUCACGGGCACCUUCCUUAUGGCCCUGCUGACCUCCAGGGCAGUGGUUUCCUCUCUAACUCGGAGUGCACCACUUCACCCGAGUCCUCAUCAUCUCUGCCGGAGGACUCGCGCACCACUUCCAGCUGUAGCAGCAGUGCUCACUGUGGCCCACUGAAAAACGGCCUUCACUCUCCCUCCGCUUUCAGGCCCCCUGUCCUCCAGGCUGCUUCUAAAGUCAAGGAACAGCAGACCCAAAAGGAUUUGAAUCCACCCAAGGCCAUCGAGACCCACAAAGCUGUUCUCGCCAUUAGAUUAGAGGAUCAGGAUGGCCGGGAGUGCUUACCUAUGCCCCAAGCUCUUCCUGGGCAACCAGUGACAAUCAGCUUCAGCCCCACGGAGGAGCAAGCUAAACCAUACCGUGUGGUCAACUUGGAGAAACCGCUUAUCUGUAAGCCUUACACUGUGGUGGAUGUGUCUGCAUCCAUGGCUAGCCCAGAAGAACAUAAUCAAGAGCGCACUCCCAAACCCAAAACCCCCGUUAGCCCCUUGUCCUUCCCCAUCUCUCCCUUAGGCCAGCCUCUGUCUCCAGCCUCUCCCAUGUCCCCGUCAUCGUCCAUCUCCCACCUAUCCAUCACACCCUCUGCCGUUCAGGGAAAUGCCUGCAAGAAACUGGGUGCUAUUCGCUACCAGGAGGUGUGGACUUCUAGCACCAGUCCCCGUCAGAAGAUGGCCAAAGUGGAUCUGGGUUCAUCUACAGCCUCUGGCCCGCCCGUCCCACCCCGCUACUGCAGUCACAAGUCGGCCCCCACAUCCCCCAUUGCAGGGCUGUCCUCCUCUCGGACUGUACCUGUGAAAUCCCCAAACUUGUCCGAGAUAAAGUUCAAUAGCUACAACAAUGCAGGGAUGCCACCCUUCCCCAUCAUCAUUCGGGAUGAUACCACGUACUUCCGCAGUUCUAAGAACGCAGUCAAAGUGCCAAUCGUUAUCAACCCAAGCGCCUACGACAACCUGGCGGUAUAUAAGAGCUUCCUGGGUUUGAGCGGGGAGCUGUCCCAACCUAAAGAAGGGAGAGUGGCCAGCCACACUUAUGAAGAGAUUGGCUCCUCAGAGAGUGUACAGCCUUCUCCUACAGAGCAAACCAGUGUCUGUAAAGUGGCAUCAGAGAAAGCGGCGGUGGACGAAAAAAAAGCUGCUGCUGCAGCUCUGAUAAGCAAGGAGCUCACCACCAGAACCACUAUAGACUCAGUCACGGCGGUGAGCACAGCCAGUGGGGCUGUUUCACCUGCAACUGCUGUUCAAUCUCCUCUCACAGUUGCUGCCAUCUUGUCCAAAAGCAGCCCAGGUUCAGCCACUAGUGCACGUGUUCGCAAGAUUAGUGGGGAUACAACAUCUAGCAGAGAAGGGAGUGCUGACUACCCACCAUCAUCAUGCACUGGGACGGGCCACCGAGAAAAUGCCAGCACUGUGUUGUCCCAGAUCGUUGCCUCCAUCCAACCCCCACAGUCUUGUCCAGAGUCACCGUACCCAAGUUCUAAAGCCUACGGGAUCGACGAGCUUCACGCCCUUCCACUGGAUGCCACAAAGGAAAUGUUAAACAGGCCCAAGUCUCUCUUCUCUUCCACUGACGGCUGCCUGUCCAAACCCAGGAAGGACACACCCUCUAAACAACUACCCAAAUCCCAGAGUGCCUCUGCAGCCGUCCCCCUGUCUAGCCCAACCAAGUCAGAGCCCAACGCCCCUUUCCCCCCUCCCCGGUCCACCUCUUCCCCAUAUCAUGCCUCCAACAUUCUCCAAAGGCAUUUUGGUAACUGGACCAAGCCUUCCAUUGCCAGCUCCCCUACACGGCCCAGUGACGGAGAAACCAGCCCUGGGGGAGGAGAAGGGAGACGGGUAGCCGAGAGCGCCAAGCCUAAACGCUGGAUCUCCUUCAAGAGUUUCUUCCGCCGGCGGAAGGAUGAUGAUGAGCAGCGGGACAAGGCGGAGAAGGAGAAGGGCAAGCUGGUGGGGCUGGAUGGGACGGUCAUCCACAUGCUCCCACCUCCACCCAUUCAACGCCACCACUGGUUCUCUGAGGCCAAGAAUGAGGACCCCAAUCAGAAACCCACCAUUAUCUUUACUUACAAGCCGGACAGCAGUGCUUCGGGUGACGGGAAGGGAGAACUGCGGGUGGAGGAAUGCAAAGAGACAGUACUACUGUCCCCAGAGGUGAGCAGAGACGUCAGACCGCUGUCCCCAGGGAGAACCCCGUCCCCACAGAUGGGAACUGCCUUCCACUGUAAGACCAUCAGCCAGGUGCCGGGCGAUGCCAACAUAUCCGAGGGAGAGACACCCACUGUCACUUCCCUACCUGGCAAACUGGCACGACUGCCCCCCAGGGACGAGAUUGCUAGCCUGGCUGUCACACCGGCUUCAGUCAGCGAGGGCAGUGCCAGUCUGGAUGACCCAGAGGAAGAGGAUGGUCACUCCCAUUCGCCAACAUCCAGCUCCUGCAGUGCCACCUACAGCAACCUGGGUCAAUCUAGAGCCAACAUGAUCCCACUGAAGCACCCACGGAACAUGAAGUCUUCAGACGAUGCCCUGGCCGACCUGGAAGAAGAGGCCACCAAAGCCACGCCACCGCCUCUACCCAAGAAGUCCGUAGCCCGGGCUGUAUUUGAGACCUCCAGCCUGGGAAAAGAGUUGCCAAUAAGGCCCAAGCACGAGGCAAAACCCGGGGGCACCAACCUGAGUGUGGCCAACCCAGUGUAUGACCUGGACUCCACCUGGGAGACAGGCAGCCACAGCUCCUCAAUCAGCUCUGAGGCCCGUGUCCAUGACCAGGAGAGCGGGGACUCCCUGGAGAGGCCGGUAGCGGUUGUAAACAAAGGGCGAGGGGCCAACAGCCUGUCGUGCCUGAUGUCGGCUCCCAGUGCCACAACGGGAAGGGAGCGGCGGGGCUGCCGCAGCGCUGAGUCGCUGGCAGGCAGGGCCCGGACCACGGGCAGAGGGGGUGGGGGAAAUAGCAAGCAACAGAGGCAGGCCCUCUACAAGGGCAUGGACAGUUGGGAGGAGGUGGUGGGACGUAUCCGAGGCCUGCACACUGACACACUAAGGAAGCUUGCGGGGAAGUGUGAGGACCGCUUUAUGGCUGGGCAGAAGGACCACCUGCGCUUUGGAACCGACAGCUGGUCACACUUCAGGCUGACUACGGGGAAGCCGUGCUGCGAAGCCGGAGAUGCUGUUUACUACACUGCCUCCUACGCCAAGGAUCCACUGGUCAACUAUGCAAUUAAGAUCUGUCGGAGUAAAGUGAAGGAAACCCAGCAGCAGUUCUUCCACAGUCUGGCAGUCAGGCAGAGCCUGGCGCUCCACUUCAACAUCCAGCAGGACUGUGGACACUUUCUGGCAGACGUGCCCGCACGUUUGCUUCCUUGGGAGGAGGAAGAGGAGGAAAAGGAGGGAAAUGAGGAGAAAGAGGAUGAGGAUGGUCAGAAAGGUAAAGAGGAUAAAGAAAUAAGUACAAAGAAGGACAAGAAGGAGGUUGUCGAAACAACAAACGUCAUGCAGAACGGACAAGCCGAGGACUCCCGUUGCCCGGGCAACCCCGCGGGCGCAUCCGGCCACCUGAGUAGCAGAGUGGUAGUGAUCACCCGAGAGGUGCCCUUCCAGACCGUUGCCGACUUUGUCCGGGAUGGCGCAUCCCGGCAUGCACGCAACCCGGACCUGUACGAACGUCAAGUGUGCUUGCUGCUGUUACAGCUGUGCUCUGGCCUGGAGCAUAUGAAGCCCUACCACGUGACCCACUGUGACCUGCGCCUAGAGAACCUCCUCCUGGUGCACUGCCAACCGGGCAACCCCUGGAACCUGGACCUGCUGGAGCCCAACAACAAUAGCAGCAACAGUGCCUCCUCUGGAGCAGGUGCCGCCAAUGCGGCCGCCAACGCCACCUGCCCAGCCCGCCUCAUAAUCAGCAACUUCUCGCAGGCCAAGCAGAAGAACCCCCUGGUGGAGGACCCUGGCGCACUGCGCGACCAGUCGCGGCUGGCCCCUGAGAUAGUCACGGCGACGCAAUAUCGCAAGUGCGACGAGUUCCAGACGGGUAUCCUCAUUUACGAGAUGCUGCACAGACCCAACCCCUUUGAGGAGACACCUGAGCUGAAAGAGAGGGAGUACACCUGGGCUGACCUGCCUCCUCUCCCAGCCCGCUCGCUCUACUCCCAGGGCCUGCAGCAGCUUGCCAGUCUACUGCUCACCGUCAACCCCUCCGAGAGGAUCCAAAUGGCAGAGGCCAGGGCCUGCCUGCAGUGUCUCCUCUGGGGGCCCCGGGAGGACCUUUUCCAGGCGCUCAGCUGCACCAGUGGCCCCAUUCCAGGGGCCAUCACCAGCCAGCGUGAGACCACCCUCCAGAAUUGGUUGGACUUGAAAAGGACACUGAUGAUGAUCAAGUUUGCGGAGCGCUCGCUGGACACGGGCUGCGGCGUGAGCCUGGAGGAUUGGCUGUGCUGCCAGUACUUGGCCUUCGCAACCACAGACACUCUCAGCCGUGUGGUCCGCAUCCUCCAGCAGCAGAACCCCCGGACCCAGCACACAGCCCAGUCUCAGAAUCUUGCUCAAUCCCAAAAUGUAUUUAAGUCCCUGCACCUUUCUCAGUCCCAGCAGCAUAUUACCCAUACCGAACACAUAACCCACUCCCAGCCCCUCUGAGCUCCAUUGCUUGCUAGCUACUCACCACUCACUCUUUAGCCCUGUGUCCCUAUACUCACUGAUAAGCUUUGUUUCCUUUCACGUCUCUCUCCUAUCCCUUGAACAACGCAGCCGAACCAUGUGUGAAAAAUCUCUGAUAAAAACUGUCAUCAGCCUUAUUGUGGAAUUUGAAGUUGUGCACACUCAUUCUGUUCAUUUUACGGUGUCUUUUGCCGGAAGAGAGUGUAGGCGUGGGAGGUAAUCAUAUGAAACCUGUUUUUAAAUGUAUGCUGAUCAAUUUAAGUGAGGGGGGAUGUAUGUGAAAACUGGCAAAUAGGCAAAAGUCUUUAAAUUGUCGAUAACUUACAUUUAGAAGUACUGAAACAACUGGUUGCAUAAACCCUGAAAUAAGAGAUGAUUGUCUCAAUUCAUUCGAGUUGCAACAGCAAAAGGUUAUCUCUACAGUCUCUGAAAAUAAAGUUUCCUCAGACUUGAGUUUCCCUUCAUCAUCCAAUAAAUGCUUAUUCAGUUCAAAGGUCUCGCAACCUUUUGGCUACUGGACAGUUGCUUGAACAGUUUGGCUAUCUGUCGUCCUGUUCCCUUCGCCAUGGUUUGUUGUUCAGUUUACAUAAUGAGACGAUGAGACAUUGGGAAAGAGACUGCAUAUAGGUCUAGUAAUCACAUAGCCCAGCGUAUCUCUACCAGCUAGAGUUGUUUAGCAUCUCUCUUGUUGUUUGUGUGUUUCAAUAGCCACUAUACUGUUCUGGCACAGAGAGGCAAUUCUGAGGGAUUUAUCCUUGUCUGUUACCUUGAUCUAGCAGUUUUAAUAAUGCAGUUUAGUUUAGCUUUGAAUUCAUUCUCUAAAAAUGUCAGCUGGUGGUCUGUGGUCCUGCUUGCCCCAAAUGCUACAGCUCAUUUAGCUCGGUCCCAGUCUGAAAGUCUCUAAUGCAACACCAAAAACAAAGGACCGACUCCUUCUCAUCAUAUUACACUUGGGGGGAGAGAGAUGGAGGGAAGAGGGGAGCACCAAGGACCAUUGAUCAAAAUCAAUUAUAACAAAUAUCCUCAGUUCCCCUAGAGGGACAGACAAUCCAAAUUGACUAUCAAAAUCUCCACUCCUAUAGAGUAAAUCAUCCCAAUAUAUUUUGCAAACAACUUCAAUACAUUUAAUUCCUUAUUCUAAGAUAAUUGGAAUUAGCUAUGUCCAUUACCACAAGCAUUAUGCAAUGUAAAAAGAACCAAAGAUCUGCCAUGCUAUCUCUAUUUUGACACACCUGAGGUUAUUGCAAGACAACUGCUUUUUACACGUUGAUAUGACAGAGGCAUUCGUUUCAGCUCGUCAAAGUGAAUGCACUGUUACAUGGUCAUUUUGAAGUGUCCUUACCACUGCUUAAACACGCAAGUUUGUGGGUUUUACUCUGUAUUGGAACAAUCGAUGCGGGCUGCCAUGUUGCUUUGUAGUAGUUUAGUCAGUUGUAGUAUUGUAUCCAAAAGCACUCCAGAUGCAAGAUUGUUUGGUCGGAAUAACAUUCUAGGUAGUCUGUUGUUUUAGCUGUGUGUUUUCGUGGACAAAUACUAUUUUAGCUUUGGAUAUGUGCAAUUAAUGUAAAAUGUUAUUAUUACCUAUGAAAAUCACAGUAUUUAAAGUGUAUGCAGCCCCAUGUUUAUCACAGUAUGCAACUUGUCAGUUCUUCUCUCAUCCAUAAUUUUUUUAAUAUUGGCACAUAAAUGAUGAUGACUUCUAGUAGAAGAUGCAGGGUUUUUUCUGGAAUCAAAUUUUAGAACUUGUACUCAGCUUGGAAAAGAUUAUUGCUGCACAUAGGCUGUAGGUGGAAUUUUGUUUCAGGAACUCUGCUUGGGGAUUUAUUUGUUUUUAGUCCUUUUUUAUUAGAUGCAAAUAUAUUUCCUUUUUAAAGUUUCUGGCCUGGGUGAUAUGAGCAACAGUUGCACAUGCAAUAUAGCUUCCAAAUAGAUAAUGGAAAUGGAGAAGCGGAGUGGAGAACCGGUUGUAAUUAAACUCAGUUCGAAUGUAGCCAGGUUAUGCUGCUCAAUGUUGUGUAAUUGGGUUUCAACCAACCCUCUUAAAAGAAAAACUCUUUGGUCAGCAGCUGCAUAUGGAAUGUAGUAGUCUGCCUGGAUUCCAUUGACUCUUCAGACUUAUUUCAUCCAGUAAAUUGUCAGCCACUCAGCCACAAUCUUGGCUUGUUAUUGCUGUUCAACCACUACACAUGACCAAAGCCCCUGAUCAAUAGAGAACAAGCACUGCCUUAAACCCUGGUCUUAGCACAUUUAAACUAACCACAACGAUGAACCACUGAGAUUCAUUUGCACAUAGUCCCAUCUUUUUCAUGGGCCUUCCAUGGAAACUAAUCACAACCAGGGCACAUAGGUACAUAUCCAUCCCUCUGACUCAAGUCAGCAUUGUGGCUAGCGAAGCACAAGCUUAAGAUCCAAUAUAGUCAAACUAAUGAACUUUGGCUUUAAUGGCCUGUGUCUGUUUGCCUGGGAUCGAUGCCACGAAAACACGUGCCUAACGUUGGCUUCACUGCUAUAAAUGGGCUAGCCAGAGAACAGCGCGCUUAUAUGUUUGCGUGUGCUAUUGUGGUUGAACAAAAUGAGACAAUCCACAUUCUUUGGUAGACAGUGUGGAGUCUCUAGUAGUACUAGUUAGAUGCAGCAGAUUGUUAAAGUAAGGUAUAAUUUAAUGUCAAAUUAUGCAUUGGUUACCUUGACACCUUGACACGCUUAAUCAGUAGUGUGUACUCUACCCUAAAGAAACAUUCUGGGAUUUUUGCCCACUGGUUUUGAAAGUGGUGAUGUUGAUCAAAAGUGGGUCCCUGAAAAUGGUGUACUAUGUUGUGUAUGUGUGCCUGUCAUCAAAACCACUCACUUUCAAACUUCGAAUUUCAUGGCUAUCUUGGGUAUGAUAGGGAUUCUACUUAUACAUUAUGUACAUAUAAACAACAUGUCCAGGCCAAAAUCUAAGAUUUCAAGUCCAAGAAAUCUAUCUUGGGGGGAGGGGAGAACAAACUGCGAUACAUACUACAAUGUAAACAUUUUCUACACACAGUAUACAACAGACAUUUUCAUUAAAGAGUUAACCGAUAUAUUAUUCUGAAACAUUAUUUUUGAUAAUAGCGUUGGUUUUUUCUGUAUACAGCUGUUGGGUCAGCUCUACUCAUCUAGCAGCGUGCUGUGACAAAAAAGGUUAAAUUCUGUUUCUAUAUCCAAAUUAUUAACAUGACAUAGCAGCCAGACACUCACCAGCUAGGUCAGUGGGGGAGUGGGGGUGAAAUACUGGGAUUUACUGCGGGGGAAAGGAUCCUGUGUUUUACACAUAGGGUCAGACUGGAUGUCAUGAACAUUGAGACAGCCCUAUAGGUGACUCCAAGUCAAGGACACCCGGUCGCCAUAAUGGUUUAUGUACCAGGGAAUGCUUGUGGACUGCACUGGUGGCUGUCCUUGUUAUAGAGUGUGAACCUUUAUAUUAUCUAAUGUAAAUGUUAAUCCAAAUUUAUUUACAGAAUUUAUUGUGUGUUGUUAUUAGCCUGUCCAUGCAGAUGAGAUACCAUGCUUCUCUCAUUUGUUGUGGGAGAAAACUGGUGAAUUGGUUUGUCUGUUAAGAACAAUGUUAUUAUAAAACUAUAAUGUUCUCACCUUUGGGGGAAAGAGUGUUUGAAUACAAAUUAAUGUACAGUAUUUUUCCCAUCUUGUAAAUGAUAGAGAAGCCACUUUAACAGCCAGUAGGGAGACACCAUCAUAAUAAAAAAAAUGUUCACCAAUAGUAUUGCCAACAGUGAGUUUUGUAGUUGUUUGUCAUUGCAUUGUUAUCGCCACUGAACAUAAAAAUUAAGCUCUCUUGGCUUUCUAUAUGUGUGUAUAUCUCUUGGCCUAUUGCCAUUUUAUUGUUGAUCAAGUUAACCGAAAGUAACACAAUAAUAAAUAUGUUUUUAUAUA
Molecule: messenger RNA, 10374 nt
Organism: Esox lucius (northern pike)
Lineage: Eukaryota; Metazoa; Chordata; Actinopteri; Esociformes; Esocidae
Gene: peak1
Product: pseudopodium-enriched atypical kinase 1
Exons: 9
Coding region: 706-6438 (1910 amino acids)
Biological process (GO): protein phosphorylation
Molecular function (GO): ATP binding; protein kinase activity
Source: RefSeq, a predicted model, not a curated record